This is a messenger RNA of Acaulospora colombiana, 1047 nucleotides long. The record is from the annotation of a GenBank genome assembly. Lineage: Eukaryota; Fungi; Glomeromycota; Glomeromycetes; Diversisporales; Acaulosporaceae.
AUGGGAGUGCACAUUUUUGAAAGUUCUCAUGAAGAUCUAAUUCACGAUGUUUCCUACGACUUUUAUGGCAAACGUCUAGCGACGUGUUCUUCUGACCAAAGGGUUAAGGUGUGGGAGUGCAAUCAAGAUAAUAAAUGGGAGCUUGUUGACUCUUGGAGGGCGCACGACUGUUCGGUUUUGAAAGUCUCUUGGGCGCACCCUGAAUUUGGUCAAAUUCUAGCCACAUGUUCUUUCGACCGUACCAUACGUAUCUGGGAGGAGCAAGUGCACGAAGCGAAAAACAGUGGAAAACGAUGGCCAGAGAAGGCGACCCUACGCGAUGGCAAUAGUUCCGUGCAAGAUGUUGAAUUCGCGCCCAAUUGUUGGGGAUUGAAGUUUGCUUCUUGCACCGCUGAUGGGAUGCUUCGAAUAUAUGAGGCACUUGAAGUUAAUAAUUUGGCACAAUGGACUCUGGUGGAGGAAAUUGGAAUCACUGGACAUAAUACUAAAGAAGACUCUACACAAAAGUGGCAACCCCACGAAACAUUAGAGGGACACACUGAUCCUGUUCACGACGUUAGCUGGGCCCCUAACAUGGGAAGAUGGGUGGAAGUAGUCGUAGCGAACGUGAGCACAACAGUGGAGUAUCUUCAAGAACACGCCAAGACGACACGGGCAGCGGUUCAAGUGGUGCUGGGGAAGUCGGAAGAGACUUUGCAAAUCGUUAUGGGUUGUUCCAAUAUAAAUUGGGCUAGACGAGUAGAAUGUAAUCAAUGUAAAACGCCUAAACCUGGCUCGGAGACGACGAUGGGUUCGCGAGAAGGUCGUGGAGGUGGAUUCAUGGAACGAGACGAGGUGGUCGAGUAUCGAAAGUCGAGAGAUGCUGAAAAAGAUGAUGAGUACGAUGAAUUCGGGCGGAAGAGGAAAAAAAACAAAGAUGUUGAUAGCUACAAUGGAGGUAGCAAAGAUAGUCGAGUUUCGUACCGAGGUAAAACGAGCGGAAGUAACAAACAGGACCCCAGCGGAGAUAUUGAAGAUGAGGACGAAGGGGAUGACGAUGAUCGGUGA